AUGGAGACCUCUGACGAACAUGCGCGCCAACCUCAACAGGACACAGCGCCCGAAGUGAACGCCGGUUCGGGGAUUUACCCUUCCGCCUCUGAGCUAGGUAUCAGUCAUCAUGAAAUACUUGAGGAGGAGCUUGAGUCGGCCAGCUACUCUCCCAAACCCCAGGGCGCGAGAACACUAGGGCCUGAGGCACCCGGCGCUAUCGCGUCCAUACCUCCUGUCCCCACGCCGCCCGCAGCUCCUGCGGGUCAGUCAUCAUCCUCGGAAUUCAGGCCUCGAGCACCACCGAAAAAGCCGGUGUCCAGUGGCCGUCCUGCUAAACCCAAAUGAGGAUGGACUAUGUACCCUGCUUCCUGAGUGUAGCAUACACCGUCUAGCCUCCGGAAAUGGAGCACUAUGGCGUUAUCAGCAUACGA
Molecule: messenger RNA, 413 nt
Organism: Gloeophyllum trabeum ATCC 11539
Lineage: Eukaryota; Fungi; Basidiomycota; Agaricomycetes; Gloeophyllales; Gloeophyllaceae
Exons: 4
Coding region: 1-327 (108 amino acids)
Source: RefSeq, a predicted model, not a curated record